Entamoeba dispar SAW760 is the source of this 579-nucleotide messenger RNA. RefSeq lists its product as uncharacterized. Lineage: Eukaryota; Evosea; Mastigamoebida; Endamoebidae. The record is from RefSeq and is a predicted model, not a curated record. Bases 1 to 579 code for a protein of 192 amino acids. The transcript has a single exon.
AUGGAACAAUAUAAAAAAAUUGUUUAUAAAAUUGAUGGAUUAGAUUUUACUUUACAAGAAGUUCUUUGUGGAAUGUUAAGAGCACCAUUUGGAAAAGAUGAUUCAUUAGGACCAAAUAUUUCAUACCCUUCAACAAGUCCUAAAGGAAAAUUUGUUUGUAAAGAAAAAGAUAAUUUCCUUUGUUUCUUAAUAAGUUUUGGAAUGACAUCAUCACCUCCUAUUUGGUUAUAUGAAACAAGUGAAUUUAUUGAUCAAAAAAGAAAAGCAAUUAAUCAAUUUAUUGGAACUCAGUGUGCUGCUUUAGGUAAUUCAAAAACAAUAUUUGUUCCACAAACCAUGAAAAUGUUUGUUAAAGAUUUCAAAAAUGAAAAGAACUUUUUUAAGGAAUUAUUAAAGAUUUAUAAUAUCACUGAAAAUGGUUGGAAUUUAAAAUGGCAAAAUGUUGAACGUGAAUGUGGUAUUUGGUUAGAUCAUUUAAAUAGUGAAGGUAUUACAGUUACUCACAGAGACGUACCAUAUCUUGCACAAUAUUCCAUGUUUCAUCUUGCUUCUCCAAAGAUUUUGGUACCUGCUAAUUAA